GGCGGCGGCGGCCGGAGUGGCGACCGGGCCUAGUCGCGCCUCUCGCUCGGGCGGCGGCGGCCAGCGCUGGAGCGGCCGCGACUUGCGAGGCUCCUGGAGCUGGACUCCAAUGUACAGCGAUGGAUGACGAAUCCCUGGAUGAGCUCGUGACCCGGAGCCCGGGGCCAGCCGGACGCCCGCCAGCCAGCGACACUGAAGGCAGCGAUGGCAGCAGCGAGGGCUCCGAGGACGACACAGGCAGCGAGCACGGGGACAGCAGUGGCAGAGAGGACGAGGCAGGGGCCUCUGAGGAGGAAGAGGAGGAAGACCUGGGAGACAGAUACGAUUCCGAUGGCUCCGAGGAAGACGCGGACACGGCAGUGGCCGCAGCGGCUGCUCAGGGGAAGUUGGAAGCCAGUGGCGCGUUCAGUUCCGACGACGAUGCGGAGAGUUGCCCGAUUUGUCUCAACGCGUUCAGAGACCAGGCUGUGGGGACGCCGGAGAACUGUGCCCAUUACUUCUGCCUUGACUGCAUCGUCGAGUGGUCCAAGAAUGCCAAUUCCUGUCCUGUUGAUCGAACCACGUUCAAGUGCAUCUGUAUUCGAGCCCGGUUUGGUGGCAAAGUCUUGAAGAAGAUCCCGGUGGAUCGCCCAGAGGCCCUGGAAGAGGAGGAGGAGGAGGACCCGACCUUCUGUGAGGUGUGCGGCAGGAGCGACCGUGAGGACAGGCUUCUGCUGUGCGAUGGCUGUGAUGCUGGGUACCACAUGGAGUGUCUGGAGCCCCCUCUCCAGGAAGUGCCGGUGGACGAGUGGUUCUGUCCAGAGUGUGCUGCCCCCGGAGCUGCUGCUGCCCCUGCCGCUGAUGCGGGUAUUGUGAGCGAGGAGGAGGUCUCCCUGCUGCUGGCCGACGUGGUGCCCACCACCAGCCGGCUGCGGCCUCGCACAGGCAGGACCCGGGCCAUUGCCAGGACAAGGCAGAGUGAGAGAGUGAGAGCGACUGUAAACCGGAAUCGCAUCUCCACGGCCAGGAGAGUUCAGCACGUGCCGAGGCACCUCAUGUCCUCUCUGCUGGAGGAGACCAUUGAGGCCGUGGCCACCGGUCUGAGCACCGCUGUGUACCAGCGUCCCCUGACACCACGGGCCCCUGCUAAGCGGAGACGGAAAACAGGAAGACGGAAGAAAGUGCCAGGGAGAAGGAAGACCCAGUCCCGGCCGUCGGUGCGGAGCAAGAAACGCCAGCACCGCGUGAAGAAGAGAGGGAGGACCACGAAGAAGGAAGUCACCACGCGCUCCCGCAUCGCACGGACACUGGGCCUCCGCAGGCCGGCCCGCGGCACCUGCACGCCGGCGCUGGCCAGACCCCUGGAGCCCUCGCCGAGUCUCAUCCCAGCAGACAUCGGGGCAGCCCCUCUCUCUGUGUUUGGGGACCCCUACGAGCUGGACCCCUUCGACAGCAAUGAGGAGCCAUCUGUGAGUCCCCCGUCGCCUCUGAGCGCCAAGAGGAGGGCUCUGUCCCGCUCCGCCUUGCAGUCUCACCAGCCCGUGGCCAGGCCGGUCUCCCUGGGGUCCUCCAGGACACACCUCCCUGUCGGGACCUUGGAGCCAGACACAGAGGCGGCACCCACGCCCGACCUCCUGGGGAGCAUCCUCUCGGGUCAGAGCCUGCUGAUGCUGAACAGCGCUGACGUCCUCAUCCACCGGGACGGCUCCCUCAGCGCCAGGACGGCAGCCCCAGUUUCCUUUCAGCGGAACUCGGCUGGUCCAGCCAGAGCGGAAGGAGGGUCCAGGCCUACAGGCAGUCUGCUGCCCAGACUGCCCUCCUCAGGGGGCCCAGCCCAUCACCUCUUAGGAAGCAGGCCACAGAGCCUGGGGUCGAGUGGUCCAAGCCGCCCAGCCCUGCCCUGCACUCCGGUCCACACUGGGCCUCCAGGAGGGCCGGACUCCUCUGCCAUCCCUGGGUCAGGGCCUGGCUUGAGACUGACUGGCAGCUCCCAGAUUAGCGGCUCCAGUAAGCAGGUGUCGGCUUCACCCAAGCCCUGCAGGAGUCAUUCUAACUCUACACCCAAAAGCACAGCCCCAGGACAUCCUCUGAAGCCAGCCCCCAGGAGAGCCAGCAUCGCUGACCUGCCCCGAAUACCAAAGAUCCGACGGGGCGGCAGUGGCCCCAGCCAGGACUCGGCCCCAGCCCCCGGGCAGAGGGUCGAGAUCCCCAGCGCCUGCAUCAGCCGUCUGACGGGGAGGGAGGGCCCCGGGCAGCCAGGGCAGGGCACCCGGGGAGAGGGCGAGCCUGGCAACAGGGGCCCCCAGGAGCCCAGCUCGCACACAGGCAGCUCCCGGCCCCCCGCCCCCAGCUCCCACUGCAGCCUGUCCCCACUGGGGCCUUCCAGAGGGAAGGGGGUCGGCUCGACCUUCGAGAGCUUCCGGAUCAACAUUCCCGGGAACACAGCGCAGGCCAGUAGGCUCUCCAGCCCUGGCUUCUGCAACACAUUCCGGCCCGUGGACAGUAAGGUGCAGAGGAAGGAGAGCCCCUCACCCCUCUUCUCCAUCAAAAAGACAAAGCAGCUCAAGAGCGAGAUCUACGACCCGUUUGACCCCACUGGCUCCGACUCAAGCCCCCCCAGCAGCAGCCCUGAGAGCCUGGGCGCCAGCCUCCUGCCCUCUGAGAUCACGCGCACCAUCUCCAUCCGCAGCCCAAAGGCACCCCCGCUGCAGGCCGUGCGCUGUGUCACCUCCUACACCGUGGAGAAGGUCUUUGAGACGGAGGCCGAGGCCUCCCGUGGGCCGUCCUUGCUCAGGCUCAGGGGCGCGGGGGCUGCCGAGGAGGAGCCCACGGGGAGCCGGGGUCUUGCCUCCCCAGCCCCUGAGCCCUGGGACGAGGACAGGGGGCCCUGCGACACCUUCUUUGGCUCUGAGGAGCGGACGGUGACCUGUGUGACUGUCCUGGAGCCAGAGGGUCCCCCCAGCCCCGCUGUGCCACAGGAGACCACCCAUAGGAUCGUGGAGCUCCGGUCCCCGUCGCGCUCCCGCUCCCGCUCCAGUUCCCGUGGCAGGAAGAAAACCAAGAGGAAGCGGGUGGCCCGGGAGCACCGGAGGACACGCUCUGGGACCCGCUCUGGCUCCAGGGACAGGAGCUCGCGGUCAGUGUCACCAGCGGCAAGUGAGGACCCCACCAGGAGGCACCGAGCCAAGGCCAAGAGCCGCAGGUCUUCCAGCGAGCGCUCGAGCAGCCACGAGAGAGCCAAGAGGAAGAAGGCCAAGGGCAAGGGCAAGGACCGCAGGAGAGACUCUUGGGGCCGAGGCCACAGAAGGACCCGGUCACGCUCGGGGAGCCCCGGCAGCUCCUCCUAUGAGCACCGUGAUGGCAGGAGAAAGAAGCGGCGGCGGUCGGGGUCCAGGUCUCGGGGGCGGGAGUACUCCCCCCCCAGCAGCCUAGAGAGGGGCUGGAGGCAUAAGCACCAGCGGGAGAGGAGCCGCGAGCGGCCGGAGAGGAAGGACAGUGCUUCCAGGCCGCGAGAGAGGAGGAAGUGGAGGUCACGGUCCCCGAGUGCUGAGCACAGGGGCCGAGAGCCCCCACAGCCACGUUCCCACGAGAAACGGCCCCCGGCCAGGUCUCCAGAGAGGAAAGUGACCGUGCGGGAGGCUUCCCCAGCACCUCCCCCCCAGGAAGACCCCCCAGCUGGGCCAGCAGCCCCGGUGCAGGCGGAUGUCGCUCCACAGGGCACUGUGGGCAGUGAGGCCCCUCCGCAGGAUGCCCCCGUGCUGGACACGCCUGAUGACCUGGACUACGGGGACUCUGUCGAGGCCGGCCACAUCUUUGAGGACUUUUCCAGCGACACUGUUCUGGCCCAGCUGGACGACAUGAGCUCACCACCUUCCCCUGAGAGCACCGACUCCUCCCCUGAGCGCGACUUCCCACCCAGGCCUGGGCAGCCCCCAGCCAGCUGGCUGCCCGACAACAGCCUGGCCGUGGCCGUUGCUCAAGGGGAGGCACCGCUGACCCGCGGGGAGGACACAUCCCAGCCUCCGUCCCACGUGGGGGGCCCCCAAGAGCAAUCACUUGUGCAGGACACAGCUGGGACCGACGGGGCACAGGACUCCCUGGGUGCAGCCCCCCUGGAGAGAGGGGGUGUCCCAGUGGUGGCUGGGCCUGAGCAGGCCUCCCAGACGCCCCUGCUGCGGUCCCGAGCCCUGGUGAAGAGAGUUACCUGGAACCUCCAGGAGCCGGAGAGCAGUGCUGUGGCUGAGGACAGAGCCCCGAGGGCCCCACUUCACAGGCCACAGAGACCCCGGGAGGGGGCCUGGGAUGUGGAGGACGGGGCCCCUGCUAUGGUGACCAUGGCAGCGUUUCCUGAGCCACCGCCUCCCAGCCACCAGUUUGCAGAUCCUGUGUUCCUCAGCGGAGACCCCUCUCAGGUGGGUGUGGCAUGGGGCGGGGCCCGCGGGUCACUGGGCGGGGCCGGGUCCUGUUGGGCCCUGCACUCAGCGGGGUUUCUCUCCCAGGUUUACAGUCCCUACGUGCCUCCCGCCCUGGCCCAGCCCUCAAGCGUGCUCCCCUGCGUGCCAGCCAGCCAGCCCACCGUCCAGUUUGUCCUGCAAGGGAGCCUGCCCCUGGCAGGCUGUGGGGUGGCACAGAGCCUGGCCCCAGUGCCCACCCUCCUGACCACAGCCUCAGAUCCAGCCAGCCAGGCCACCACCAACAACUCGGAGGAGGGGACCGCGUCACUCAGGCCGGCCCCAGAGAAGACCAAAAAGGAAGAAUACAUGAAGAAGCUGCACAUGCAGGAGCGGGCCGUGGAGGAGGUGAAGCUGGCCAUCAAACCCUUCUACCAGAAGAGGGAGGUGACCAAGGAGGAGUACAAGGACAUCCUGCGCAAGGCGGUGCAGAAGAUCUGCCACAGCAAGAGUGGCGAGAUCAACCCCGUGAAGGUGGCCAACCUGGUGAAGGCCUACGUGGACAAGUACCGGCACAUGCGCAGGCACCGGAGGGCCGAGGCUGCCGAGGAGCCGCCCGCGCAGGGCGCCGAGGCCUGAGGCCCGGGGACAGCAGCACUGCCGCCCUGGGCUGCUCCUGUGUGCUCACGCGGACUGGGCUUUUUAACGUGUAUAUUAUAGAUACACUGUUUCC
Molecule: messenger RNA, 5103 nt
Organism: Lepus europaeus (European hare)
Lineage: Eukaryota; Metazoa; Chordata; Mammalia; Lagomorpha; Leporidae
Gene: PHRF1
Product: PHD and ring finger domains 1
Exons: 17
Coding region: 120-5009 (1629 amino acids)
Source: RefSeq, a predicted model, not a curated record